UUUUUGUGUAGAAGGAUUCAUAGGUAAACCUAGAGAAAUGGUAAAUAAAGUCUUGGAUAAAAUUCAAAUGGAUAAAUUUUGACAUGAUUUUUUAUUGAACACCUGGAACAGGAUGAUUUCAUGUUUUUGGUAACCUAAAUAUUUUGAUUCCAAAAUUUUCUUCUGUACUAACAACUAAAUUCCUGCUACAAUUGUCAAAUUUACUUGAAAGAGCAAUUUAACACCAUGCCGUUAACAUUGGAAUUGUCGGACAUUCAAUCUGAAUUAAACGUCUGCUUAUCUGUCAAGAAAAAAUCAGCCCCUGACUCAGAAGAUGCAGAUGCAGAAGUAUCUGGGAGAUCUCUACCCUGCGAGAAGACUUCAAGCAAAGAUGGUGGCUUCAUUUCGGCCAUGUCAGUGAAAGACCCCAUCUACAAGAACGUGGGACCAAUGGCCCACAAGUAUCUCUCCACCAAGGUCGACUUUCCCUACGGAAUUCACUACGAAAAACAAACAGAUCGUACUAGGGCGGCAAUAUGGCUGCAAAAGCUGCGUGGUAUCACAAAUGAUGACCAGAAGAAGUUGAGAAACGAGCAUCUGAAGCUGCUGCUGUUUGCCCUGCAUCGACGGAGUAUGCUCAGUGUCUUCGAGAAGCCGCCACCCGAGGAACUCGAGUCAUUCCACGAUGGACUCACGCUACUGGAAAUGACUCGGGAACUGAUCGAGUUGACUGAAAAAAAGCAUGCCGGAGGAGAUAGCACCGGUGAAUGUCCUCUGCCUCCUGUAUCAACGAACGUAUCAGCUGAUCUGAAGGAAUACUGUGCCUCCCAAUCAAUUCCCAAGUUUGGGGCACAUGUUUACUAUGCUGUCUCCAAUGAGCCAAUCCAGAUGUGGUCAAAGUCACCCAACUGUGUGUACCCGGCUAUUUCCGAUGUUCCAAAUCCUCUGCAAUGGGAACUCACACUGUCCAAACUUACUGAUCAUGUGCUUGAGAAACAGGCGGAGGCGGAACGUUUGGCGGCCGAAGCAGCCCACGAUGAUAAGACUGAAGAGAAGGACAAUACCCAGGUGUUGCCUAUGAUUGAUGUGGCGGUUUGCAAUGCACCUGGUUCAAACCGGUUCAAGUGGAAGCCUGACUCCAUCCUCACCCUCCAUCAGAACUAUGACUUCUCCGAUGUCGGAGUUGCCGAAGACCUGGAAGUGCAAGGCAAAUGGCAACUGGAGCUUGACGAAAUGGCUUUCAGCAUUUUGGACCACAGCCUACCAGGCAGACAGAGGGUGGUGGUUAGAGACCCCUACUACAAGGGGUUGCCUCCUGAUAUCGCUGAGAGGAGGAAUCAUGGAGUUAUCGAUGACGUGGAAGUUGAAACGUCAAGCUCUUCGAGUGGAACUGAAUCCAUUCCCGAGGCAAAUGAAGGAGAUUCCAGAAUUCCACCCUCAAAAUCUGACCCUGUGAACAAAAAUAUUGAAAAAUGCUGUAAAUGUGGCAAAAGAAAACGAUCUUCUAAGAGGAGACCCUCAGAUCCAUUGGUGCCGAGUGGGAAACGCUGUUCAAAGGUGGAGAUCGCAAAAUUCAAUGCAAAUGGUUGGGGGUGGAAGUUGGGAGGGGGAGGAAUCAAGGUUCCCGAUUUUGGUUUGGGAAAAUAUUUUGAACCUCCUAAGCUUCCCACUUUAGACAUGGGGUUCAACUGGCCCAAACUGGAGCUGGGCGCCGAAAACUCUGGGUUAGGUUCGGGGGGACUGUCCUCGUUCCCUGGGCUUGAAGACUUGCGCUCCAAGGAUUGGUUUCAGUCUCGUGAAGGUGUUCAUAUCAAGGAGUUGGAUGAUCUUUUGAUCAAGUUUAUGAUGUUGGUGGGUACGGGAGAGUCUGGGAGGGAAGAUAGGUUGCUCCUAACGGCUCGUCUCAUCUCCAAUAUGAUUGCCAUCAUAGGAAAACCUGAAGGAUGGGCGAAGUUCGUAGUUUGGCUACUUAUCAACCAACAACUGGCCGGGUUAGUGGCGUUCUACAACUACAUAAUAAACGACCUAAACACAGAACUCCACAUCCCGGGAACAAACUUCUGUGGACCUGGCACCCAGCUAGAGCAGAGAAUGCAUCAGAAAGGGAAUCACCCCUCAGAUGAAGCAUGCAAGAAGCAUGACUUGGCCUACAGGUUGUAUUCUGAAAGCGAGCCCAGGAUGCUAGCUGACAUCGAGCUUGGCUUGACCGCAUUGAAACGACUGCUGAGUCUCGAUGCUUCGGCCUUGGAGAGAUUUGCUGGCAUGAUAUUGGUGCCAGGAAUGUCGUUGAAGAUUUUCAUUGAAUUCUGUAUCAGUUUUUCGAGGGAUUAUUUGGGAGUUGGCUGAGCGGAAACCAAGAAUUAAUAGCAGAAUAGAAUGAACACAGGAAGAAUGAUUUACUAUCCAAGUUCACACACAGUACAAUAUAUUGACAACACUCAUUUACUGCUUGCUUAAUAGAGGAAGAAUAUGAUGGAAGUUGGAUUAGAUUUUCAAAUGUUAAGGAAUUCUCCUGCUCAAGCUUACUGCCUUCGUAUCAAACUUGCUUUUGACAAAUUGAAAUUCGAAAACAAAAUCUUAACAAAUAUAUUUUUAAAAUGUUGAAACUUUUAUUCAAAGCAUUAAAAAAUGUUGUAACUCACAUGAAAUUAACUGUCAAAACUUUGAAAGUCACUAACCCAUGCUCUUUGAAGAGUAAAGCUGCGUUUACACCAAAGUUAUUAACAAAAUGUUAAUACCUUAAUCCUUAUAGAUUCUAUUAGAUUGAACGGAAAUUGACAAACUCAUAUGUUCAUCAUGUGUAUUAUAAGUUAUGUUCAAUCUAAUAGAAUCUACGAGGAUUAAGCUAUUAACAUUUUGUUAAUAACUUUGGUGUAAACGCAGCUUAAGAUAUCACUAACUUGAUAAAAAUUAUCACAUUUCUCAAACAAAUAAGUUGAUAUUGAUUAUUCAUGUUUGAAAUUUGAACUUUGUAAAAAUGACUAAAUAUAAAUUACCAAUUUACAUUUGAUUUCUUUUCUUCACAAUAUGUACCUUGAAAAUUAUUAAAU
Nilaparvata lugens (brown planthopper) is the source of this 3029-nucleotide messenger RNA. RefSeq lists its product as uncharacterized. Bases 226 to 2325 code for a protein of 699 amino acids. The transcript has 7 exons. Lineage: Eukaryota; Metazoa; Arthropoda; Insecta; Hemiptera; Delphacidae. Gene Ontology annotation, molecular function: structural molecule activity. The record is from RefSeq and is a predicted model, not a curated record.